Nicrophorus vespilloides is the source of this 592-nucleotide messenger RNA. RefSeq lists its product as uncharacterized. Gene Ontology annotation, biological process: negative regulation of biosynthetic process. The transcript has a single exon. The coding region runs from base 170 to 505 and encodes 111 amino acids. The record is from RefSeq and is a predicted model, not a curated record. Lineage: Eukaryota; Metazoa; Arthropoda; Insecta; Coleoptera; Silphidae.
UAUUAGCAGCGACAUCCGUAGUCGUUGGUGAAGUCAGGUAUGUAUGUCGAUUGAUGUUGUCGAUGUUGGUGGGUGGUAGUAAUUAUGGUGUAGUGUGAAGAUUGUCGUAGUAGAUAAAGCGCGACGUAUCUAUUUUCGACAACGAAGGUGACUUUUGGAAGUUCAAUCAAUGCCCUACAUUUUGGUUCGCGGCAAUUUGGCGUCUUACCGCACCUCGACACCGUGGAGAGUCCUAGUUUCCGGUUUGAAGGCGAAUGACAUCGACCAGUUGAGGCGGUUCCCAUCAGGUGGUUUAUGCGACGAUUGGACCAUCGAGUACAUGCAACAUCCUACUGUCAUCCUCACGGCCCUCGAAGUGUUAGGGUACAAGGUUGUCACCUCCAGCAGCUCAGGCUUCCCGAAGCAUCAGGAAGAUUUCGAAUAUCACAUGUGGACUAUGCAAAAGGACUUCUCCGAACCGGAUCCAGAGCACUCCGCCGCUUCUCCAACCGGAAGAAUCGCAUAAGGCAACGAAGGAAGAAAAAAGAAUGGAAAUACCGGCCACCCUAUUGAUGACCAGCGGUACGUACGUGUACGUGGCAGUCAAGGGCUC